Messenger RNA from Podarcis muralis (Common wall lizard), 1799 nucleotides. The record is from RefSeq and is a predicted model, not a curated record. NCBI's taxonomy places the organism in Eukaryota, Metazoa, Chordata, Lepidosauria, Squamata, Lacertidae.
CAACUCAAAAUUCUUAUAACACAAUCAAAAAGCAUUUGCUACUCCUUGAGAAAACAUUCAGCAACUGCAAAGACCUGGGGACAUUUUUUUUAAAAAAUAAAAUAAAGAUCACAUGCUCACUGAGUCAUUUCCUGGAAGGGAAACUCCCAGUGGCUGAAAACGGAGAAAGUGAAACUUAACUCGGAUCUUCGGUGCAAGGGAGCCAUGGCUGCUUUUGAGGGUCACAUCCAGCGUCUCCGUGAUGAAGCCAGUUGCUCCAUCUGCCUGGAUUACUUCAAGGAUCCAGUGACCAUCCCAGAGUGUGGGCACAACUUCUGCCGAUCCUGCCUGAUCCAGUGCUGGGGGGAAUCGGAGGCAGAGGCUUCCUGCCCUCAGUGCAGAGAAAGAGUCCAGAGAAGGAGCCUCAUCCCCAACCGGCAAUUGGCUAAUAUGGUGGAAAUAGCCCAGAAUCUCAGCCUUCAGGAGGGAAAGGAGGAAGGAGGGAAAGGGAGAGUCUGUGAGAAGCACCAGGAGCCCCUGAAACUCUUUUGUAAGGAGGAUGAAGCCCCCAUUUGUGUGGUUUGUGACAAAUCAAAGGAGCACAAACACCACGAGGUGAUUCCUGUGGAGGAGGCUUUGGAGGAAUACAAGGGAGAGAUCUGUCGCCGCCUGGAGAUUCUGAGGAAAGAGAGAGAGGAAAUUCUGGCCCAUCAAGCAGCCCUGGACAAGGAAUGCAAAGACCUCCUGAAAUUAACAGAAACGGAGAGGCUGAAGACUGUGGAGAAGUUCAGAGAACUGCGCCACUUCCUGGAAGAACAAGAAAAACGUCUGCUGAAUGAUGUGGAAGAGGUGGAGAAGGAGAUUGGAGGGAGAAGGGAUGAGCAGCUGGCCAGACUCUCCAGGAAACUCUCCUCUCUUGAGAGGAUCAUCCAGGAGAUGGAGGAGAAGAGUCAGCAGCCAGCGAGUGAACUCCUGCAGGAUGUGAGAAGGACCUUGCAGAGGUAUGAGGAAAGAGAGAGUCCAGAGAAGCCACUGGCUUUCCCUCCAGAACUGAGGAACAGGAUCUUGGAUUCCUGUGAUCUAAAUCACCUUGUGGAGGAUAUAAUGAAACAAUGGAAAGUUGCUGUGUUAUACAGAAAACAGCUUCAGAAAGAUGUUCUAUCAUUCAGAAAUCUUCAGAAAGCAAAUGUCACUCUGGAUCCAGACACAGCCCAUCCCCAACUCAUCCUGUCCGAGGAUCAGAAAAGCCUGAGUAGGGGAGACAAACCUCAAGCCCUGCCUGAUAAUCCUGAGAGAUUCCGUUACCGGCCUUGUGUGUUGGGACGUGAGGGAUUCACAGCAGGCAGACAUUUCUGGGAAGUCACUGUGGAAAGUGGGGAAUUGUGGGCUCUGGGGGUUGCCAGGAAGUCUGUGGAGAGAAAGGGCUAUUUCAACUUCAGUCCUGAGGGAGGAAUCUGGGCUGUGGAGAAGUGGGGAGGGGGCUACUUGGCCUGCAGUUCCCCUAUUUCCUCUCUUCUGUCCCUGUUUUGGGUGCCCAGGAGGAUCCAGGUGACUCUGGACUAUGAAGGGGGACGUGUGUCAUUUUCUGACGCUGACUCAGGAGCCAAAAUCUACACGUUCUCAGGGGCCUCGUUCUCUGGAGAGACCCUCCUCCCUUUCUUUUGCCUGUGGAGAAAUGAAACCCACCUCAAGAUCUCCUGAGGAGACUAAAUCUGCCUCUCAGGCCCAGCAUUUUCUUUCCUUUUCCCAGAAUUCCCUCUUCAGCUUCUUAAAGAGUCAGUCACACUUUCAGGAGUCCUAAUAAAUUUUCUCACCUUCAA